CCCAACGCGUUCCUCAAGGAAGCGGAAUCCCCCACCCGCACUUCGCGUUUCACUGAACGAUGCAUGAUUCUAGUCAAAGAAUCCUAUCAAGAUGAACGACGCGACAACAUCUAUGCUCGCAGAGCAUUUCAGUUAUACACCGCUGUCCCUGGUAGAUGACGUUAUCAACUCGAUCAACAAUCUGAUAUAUCAAGCUAUUUCAAGUCUUGAAGCCGGUCUACUCUCCACCCCUCCCGAACGGUUGGGCUUUUCGCACGCUAGCAACGGUUCAACCAUCCCAGACACUGACGAGGAUGGGAACGUCGUUUACCCCGAGGCAAAGUUAGAAAUAGAGAAUGGACUGCACCAGUUGGAAACACUCCUUGAGUCGACAGUCGACAAAGCCUUUGAUAAGUUUGAAAUUAUUGUCUUGCGAAACUCGUUUCGCGUGGAUGAUGAUUUGCUAGGAUGGAUCAGGCUGAAGCAUUAUGAGGGACUGGACCUAAAUCCAGCUUCGAACACCCCUACUCCAGAGACAAUUACUGCUUUGCGCAAAAAGCUACAAGAAACCAAGAAGUUGAACCGAGCGUUGAAACAAGAGAGCGCCCGAAACGACGCGAUCAUAUCCCAGUUACGGUCUGUUUUGUCCACCGUCAAAGGGACCGACGGCGCGACAGGUGCGAAACAGGAGGGCGAUGCCGAAGCGCCGGCGCUUCCUGCGAACAAAGACCUGGAUCUAUCGUUCUUAACGGAAAGCCCAGCGGCCCAGCAACUACGAGUGGGCGCUGCUACUGGACCAAACACAAAACAUACCCCGCUUACCACAAAUACGACUUUUAUAUUAUCUCAGCUCCCUGCGCUACAAGCGUUGCUUAAGAAUCUCCGGCCUAAACUGGCGACUCUACCAAAAUCGGCGGAUAUGACGGGGGCGGAUACUAAACUCGACGAGAGAAAAGAAUAUAUCGAGAGCAGGAUCCGUUUGCAUUUGGAGCGGACCGGACAGCUUGGGGUGGGCAGUGAUGGCAAUCCCGUCGUCGCCGGACGAAAGAUCGAUAUCUCCGAAGCGCAGGCGCUGGAGGCGGUCGCGGGAAUGCUUACGCAAGGCGACAAGAUGUCAGAAUAAGAAAGAUCAUGAACGGGAAUUGGACGGCGUGGUUCAUUCGCCAUUG
Molecule: messenger RNA, 1148 nt
Organism: Aspergillus alliaceus
Lineage: Eukaryota; Fungi; Ascomycota; Eurotiomycetes; Eurotiales; Aspergillaceae
Product: MIND complex subunit MTW1
Exons: 3
Coding region: 92-1102 (336 amino acids)
Biological process (GO): mitotic cell cycle; protein localization to kinetochore; kinetochore assembly
Cellular component (GO): chromosome, centromeric region; nucleus
Source: RefSeq, a predicted model, not a curated record